This is a messenger RNA of Glycine soja, 1032 nucleotides long. RefSeq lists its product as uncharacterized. The record is from RefSeq and is a predicted model, not a curated record. The coding region runs from base 1 to 1032 and encodes 343 amino acids. The transcript is spliced from 2 exons. NCBI's taxonomy places the organism in Eukaryota, Viridiplantae, Streptophyta, Magnoliopsida, Fabales, Fabaceae.
AUGCCAACAUAUGCUAAAUUCAUGAAGGAUUUUCUUACAAAGAAGAGGAGAAUCACAUAUGAUGAAAUAGUAGAGCUAGAGGUAGGAUGCAGUGCAAUCAUUCAGAAAUCCAUUCCAGAGAAAUCCAGAGAUCCCAGUAGUUUCACAAUUCCUGUGACUAUUGGGAGAUUAUCAGUGGGUAAAGCACUUCUUGAUUUAGGUGCAAGUAUCAACCUAAUUCCCUUAUCCAUGAUUAAGCGAAUAGGGGAAUUCAAAAUCAUACCAACAAGGAUGGCUUUGCAGUUAGCUAACAAAACUAUCAAGCAUCCUCAUGGCAUUGUUGAAGAUAUAUUGGUAAAAGUUGACAAAUUUGUCUUUCUAGUCGACUUUGUGGUGAUGGAUAUAAAUGAAGACAGUGAAGUUUCAUUGGUUCUUGGCAAUCCUUUCAUGAAGACUGCUAAAGUUAUGAUUGAUGUUGAUAAUGGAAAACUCACUGUCAGGGUGCAAGGUGAUGAAGUGCAGUUUAAUGUAUUUGAAGCCAUGAAACACCCUAAAGAUAAGAAGGAGUGUUUUAGAGUGAAUGUCUUGGAUGAAGUAAUUUAUGACUCCAGGAGGUUUAUUCAAAGAAAAGAUGGGUUAGAGAAAACAUUGACUGAAGCAUUUGAGGAGAUUAGCAAAGUUGAAGCAAAUAAAAAUUCAGGAUGUCUCCAACAACUAAAUGCUUUUAGAGAAAUUCCUUAUCAUCAAUCUCUCUUUGAAGAAUUAAAAGAAGAGAAGCCAAAUGAAACAACAAAAAUGGAGCUGAAAGCAUUACCUCCACAUUUGAAAUAUGUUUUUCUUGAAUUUGAUUUGGAAAUCAAGGAUAAGAAGAGAAGUGAAAAUCAUGUGGCUGAUCAUCUUUCUAGGCUGGCUAUUGUUGAGGUGACCACACAAGGACCUAAGAUUCGAGAAGAUUUUCUUGAUGAGAAGCUAUUCAACAUUGCAGUAAGGCCAUGGUUUACUGAGAUGGCUAAUUUUAAAGCAGCUGGUGCACUUCCUGAUGAUCUAACUUAG